AUGCUGUAUGUGGAACAAGCUCUUAUUGAUAUGCAUGCAAAAUGUGGGUGUAUAGAGAAGUCUCUUGAGGUAUUUUACGGGUUACAUGAUAAAGAUACAGCUUCAUGGACAUCAAUUAUAUUUGCACUUUCCUUAAACGGAAAGUCCAGUUUAGCAUUGAAGCUGUUCUCUGAGAUGAAUGAAUCAGGGUUUAGGCCUGAUGAUAUUACUUUCAUAGGUGUUUUGAAUGCAUGUAGACAUGGGAGAUUGGUGGAGGAAGGGUGGAAGCAUUUUGAAUCAAUGAAAUCAGUGUAUGAAAUUGAACCAAAGAUAGAACACUACGGGUGUUUAAUUGAUCUUUUAUGUCGAGCUGGGCUACUGAAAGAAGCAGAAAAGAUAGCCAACAAAAUCCCAAGGGAGAAAGAUGAGAUGUUAAGUGAAAUUGAAGGUGGCGAUUCGAGUAUUCAUACGCUUUUGGCUAACAUUUAUGCUUCUGUUGGGAGAUGGGAAGAUGUGAAGAAGGUAAGAAGGAAAAUGAGAGGUGAUGGAGUUAGAAAGGAGCCUGGGUGUAGUUCUAUUGAGGUUAAUGGAAAUGUUUAUGAGUUUCUUGCUGGAGAUGUUUCUCAUCCUGAAAUGAAUGAUAUUUGUUUCUGUUUGAAAACAUUGUUUAAAUAG
This is a messenger RNA of Lactuca virosa, 654 nucleotides long. NCBI's taxonomy places the organism in Eukaryota, Viridiplantae, Streptophyta, Magnoliopsida, Asterales, Asteraceae. The record is from the annotation of a GenBank genome assembly.